CGGGAAAUGGCCAGUAUGCAACGAGGGCAAAACUAACGUUUGUGGGUAGAGUGUUCUUUGAGGCAGACGGAACGUCCCCCUAUUUCAAAAGUGACCAAUCAUCGCCUCUGAAAAUGGAGGGAAAUGGCUCAUUGGAUUGUCCUUGAGCUCAGCUUGUGCCGACUUGAAGUGAGUUAUUUGCAUACUGGUGGGUAUAAGAACAGCAGAGCAAUCAUGCCAGACACCAUUGUCCCUGACAACUGCUAACCAUGCCUGAUCCAGCCAAGCCUGCCCCCAAGAAGGGCUCCAAGAAAGCCGUGAGCAAGACCGCCGGAAAGGGUGGCAAGAAGCGCAAGAGGACCAGGAAGGAGAGCUAUGCCAUCUACGUGUACAAGGUCCUGAAGCAGGUCCACCCCGAUACUGGGAUCUCUUCUAAGGCCAUGAGCAUCAUGAACUCCUUCGUCAACGACAUCUUCGAGCGCAUCGCUGGUGAGGCUUCCCGCCUGGCACACUACAACAAGCGCCACACCAUCUCCUCCAGGGAGAUCCAGACCGCAGUGCGUCUGUUGCUGCCCGGUGAGCUCGCCAAGCACGCCGUGUCUGAGGGAACCAAGGCCGUUACCAAGUACACCAGCUCCAAGUAAAGUGUUCGCCCACAUUUUCCCAACCCAACGGCUCUUUUAAGAGCCACCCAAA
Molecule: messenger RNA, 675 nt
Organism: Engraulis encrasicolus (European anchovy)
Lineage: Eukaryota; Metazoa; Chordata; Actinopteri; Clupeiformes; Engraulidae
Product: histone H2B 1/2-like
Exons: 1
Coding region: 249-623 (124 amino acids)
Cellular component (GO): nucleosome
Molecular function (GO): protein heterodimerization activity; structural constituent of chromatin; DNA binding
Source: RefSeq, a predicted model, not a curated record